Cloeon dipterum is the source of this 3263-nucleotide messenger RNA. It is a transcript of the gene Gnf1, whose product is annotated as germ line transcription factor 1. The record is from RefSeq and is a predicted model, not a curated record. Gene Ontology annotation, biological process: DNA replication; DNA repair. The transcript is spliced from 16 exons. Bases 260 to 3202 code for a protein of 980 amino acids. Gene Ontology annotation, cellular component: DNA replication factor C complex; nucleus. Lineage: Eukaryota; Metazoa; Arthropoda; Insecta; Ephemeroptera; Baetidae. Gene Ontology annotation, molecular function: DNA binding; ATP binding; ATP hydrolysis activity.
UUGCCGCUAACGCGCUCAAAUUGUGGUUGAAGGGCCACAAUUUUGCUGCUUUCAAAAUUGGAUUAUUCGAUAUUUUUGUGUUUGUUGUUGAGCCAUUUGUUAUCUUUUUUAAUCCCUUGUUCGCGGGUUUAACAUACCGUCCUUCUCGUCUGAGGCGUUCGAUUCGCUUCCUUUGCCUAACCUGUUUCUUAGGCUUACUAGAAGUGCUGUUCUCUUUAUGAGAUUGUCUGAGCCGAUCGCUGCUUAAAAACCUAAUAAGAUGAGUCGCGACAUUAGAUCUUUUUUUACUGUUGCUUCAAAGAAAAAGGAGGAGACGGAAGAAAUCACGAAAAAGAGAAAGAAAAAACUAAUUGUUGAGUCUGACAGUGAUGAAGAUGUCGUGGUUAGUAAGAAGAAAUCAAAACCUCAAGCAGACACCAAAACACAAACUCAUCCAAAGCAAGAAAGAGUUCAAGAUGUCUCGAGUUUAUUUGGGUCAAAACCUGCGAAGCGCUCUGCUGUCACCACGUCAAUCAAGAAAGAGGAGCCUCCGAAAAAAGCCAAGGAAAAUGGAGCCAAUGGAACUAAACAGAACAAAGUACAUUGUGAAAUUGAAAUUCACAGUGAUGAUGAAUUCAUUGCCACCCUUGAGCAAGUUGAUACAAUUGAGAAAAAGCACUCCCAGAAAACUUCAGCAAAACCUGUGAAAGAAAAGUCGCCUUCAAAAGACAAAAAGCGGCCGAGUGCUGACAUUCUUGAGGAGCAGAAGCCCACAAAAUUAAACAAAAAGGAAGUUGCGAGCAGCUCUCCGAAACAAACUAAACCGGGCAAAGAAAAACCAAAAACGGAGUCUCCCGAGCAGAAGAAACACAAGACGGUUGAUCUUGAUGACUCUAUGUUGGAGGAAGCCAUUGAAAAAAAGAAGCAUCAAGCAGACAACUACCGAAAAUACCUUCAAAGAAAAGGUCCAGCUAAUCUUGGGAUGAAAGAGCUCCCUGAGGGAGCGGAGAAUUGUCUUUCAGGAUUGACCUUUGUCAUCACUGGGGUUUUGGACUCGCUCGACAGGGAAGGGGCAGCCGAAUUGGUGCAGAAAUACGGGGGAAAAGUCACAAGCAGUAUUAGCAAGAACACAAGCUAUUUGGUUGCUGGAGAGGAGGCAGGUCCAGCUAAACUUGAUAAGGCUAAAAAUUUGAACAUUCCAAACAUCGACGAAGAUGGACUGUUGGAGUUGAUUCGAACGCGUCCAUCUCCCUCAGUGGCAGCUCCUUCAAAACCUGGAAAGCAAACAACCCCAAAGACGGCCAAGCCAGUGGUUGAAAAAGAUUUAAUCAAAACCACCAUUAAUAAGAAACUAGGAAACAAUUCACCAACUGAAAAGCCCAUUUCUCAAGCAUCUUCCUCUGGAAGUCAAAGAUUUGCUGACGGAAGCCAGCAGUCAACCUCAUCUUAUGGAGCUGGAUCACAAAAAACGUUGCCGCCCAGUCCUGCACUUGAUGCUGGAGAUCACACCAUGUGGGUGGACAAGUACAAGCCACAGAAUGUAAGACAGAUCAUCGGUCAACAGGCAGACCGAAGCAUUGUCAAGAAAUUGAUCCAAUGGCUUCAAGACUGGGAAAAGAAUCACUCGAAUCCUAAUGAGAAGAAGCCUAGGCCAGCUCCCUGGGCCAAAAACGACAAUGGAGCUGCUUUCAAAGCUGCAUUACUCUCUGGCCCUCCUGGAAUAGGAAAAACCACAUCUGUCCAUCUGGUUUGCAAGGAACUUGGCUUUGACAUUGUGGAGUUCAAUGCAUCGGACACUAGAUCAAAAAAGCUGUUGCACCAAGAAGUUAGUGAACUUCUUUCAACCCAAAGCCUUUCGGGAAUGUUCAAAGGGAAUAGAGCCAAGGCAUUAUCAAAGAAGCGAAUUUUGCUCAUGGAGGAAGUUGAUGGAAUGGCUGGAAACGAGGACAGAGGUGGAAUUGCUGAGCUCAUUCUACUGGUCAAACAGUCAAAGAUUCCAGUCGUUUGCACUUGCAAUGAUCGUGGCUCGCAGAAAAUUCGCAGUUUGGUCAACUACUGCUUUGAUUUGAGAUUCCAGAAACCGAAACUUGAGCAAAUCAGGGCGGCAAUGAUGAGCAUUUGCUUCAAGGAGAAGGUUACCAUCCCUAAGGGAGACCUAGAUGCCAUGAUUGCGGGAACAAACUUUGACAUUCGUCAGAUUAUUCACAUGAUGAGCCUUUGGGCUGCUGGUGAGACCAAUAUGAAAACAGGACUGAUGGAGAAGGAGUCAAAAAAGUCCAAGAAAGAAUUCAAAAUUGGAAUCUGGGAUAUUACCCCCAAAGUUUUCAGUGCCAACAUGGAGGAGAAAAGCAAGAAUGCAAUCUAUGACAAAACUCACCUCUUCUUUCAAGAUUAUAGCCUUGGUCCGUUGUUUGUCCAAGAAAAUUAUCUCUCAGCUGUCCAUGGUGUUGCUAAUGGAGCCGACAAAAUAAAGAAACUGCAGCUCAUGUCCAGAGCAGCUGAUAGCAUUGCUCAAGGAGACUUGGUAGAAAAUAUUAUUAGAACCAAUCAAGCUUGGGGUCUUCUUCCUGUUCAGGCUAUCUACUCCACUGUCACUCCUGGCAUUGUUUUACGCGGCCGUCUGACAAGCCAGGCAAUGUUUCCUUCAUGGCUGGGCAAAAACUCGAAAAAGAACAAGUUUGACCGAAUGGCCAGCGAAUUGCAGAUGCACAUGCGGCUAUCCAUCACUGGAAGCAAAAGUGCUGUGCAGUUGGACUACCUGAAUGCUCUGCAAAGCCGAAUCUUCACUUCUAUGAAGAAAGAAGGCAGCAAUGGAGUUAGCCAGGCAAUUGACGCCAUGGUUGAAUACAAUCUUGUUCGCGACGAUUUGGACAAGAUCGCAGAACUGUCAUCGUGGGAAUCGAACGCAAGUCCUUGGCAACAAAUCGAGGGCAAGGUCAAGGCGCAGCUGACUAGAGAAUACAACAAAAUGCCCAUCAUGACUCCGUUUGCCAUUCAGUCAGUCAGCCACAAGAAAGGCGCUGGCAGAGGAGCUGCUGAUGAUGACUUGCUUGGUAUUGAUGAUGAAGAGCUUGCCAUCGAGUCCGAGGAUGAUGAGGACGAUGCCACUAAAGAUUCUAUGAUCAAGGCUAAAAAACCUACCUCGAAAACAUCAGCAAAGGGUGAAAGCUCAAAAGGGAAAGCCACUCCCAAAGGCGGCGCAGGCAGAAAGGGCAAAAAGUGAACAGUUUGCAAAGGUAAUGAAAAUAAAGGCUUCGAUUAGGAAUGUUUCCAAAUAUUAAUAA